AUGCCGCCGUCGCCGUCGCCGAUGCGACCGGAGCGAGCUGCAAAUCUUCCAGAACUCGCUGCCAUCCACAGCAUCAGUGUUAUGUGCAAAGCAGGGCACGCGGUGUGUUCGGUGUGCCGUUACAAGCUCAAGGCCAGUGGCAACGGCAAGUGCCAUGUGUGUGGUGUGGCCACUGGUGGCUACACCCGGUGCCACGCCAUGGAGCACCUGGUGGAGUCCAUCCGCUUCCCAUGCCCAAAUGCCAUCCAUGGCUGCACCGCAUGUGGGUUUGUCGGCUCUACCUCUACGGCCAUGCUCCUGGACCACUUCGCCAAGGCACACGACUGGCCUUGCACCACCAAGGUCAGGGCUGCCACCACCACCGACUCUGGGGACGACGAGAAUGACUGUGAAUUCAAUGUCAACCUCCGUUAUGGUUUCAACUUUCUCAUCGCUGACUGUGCCACUGAUGAUGGCAGCACCAAUAACGGGUCGUACCUGUUCCUGCUGAAACGUGGCACAGAAACCGCUUGGCUGCAACAUAUCUGUCCUCUGCAUCCAUCCUCAGCAUGA
This is a messenger RNA of Sorghum bicolor (sorghum), 552 nucleotides long. RefSeq lists its product as uncharacterized. Gene Ontology annotation, cellular component: cytoplasm. The record is from RefSeq and is a predicted model, not a curated record. The coding region runs from base 1 to 552 and encodes 183 amino acids. NCBI's taxonomy places the organism in Eukaryota, Viridiplantae, Streptophyta, Magnoliopsida, Poales, Poaceae. The transcript has 4 exons. Gene Ontology annotation, molecular function: ubiquitin protein ligase activity.